AUAAACAAGCGGAGGACAUCAGGAGAAUGAGGAGAAACAUGGCGACAGCGGGUGCAUAUUCUGCUACGGCCUCUAUGGCUUCUACGGCCUCUACAGCUUCUGCUCUACCCCUACCCCUACCUCUCCCUCAGCCCCCUCACGUUCUCCAGAAACGGGUGUCUCGCGAUAGUACUUUGCCGCGCGAGGACACCCUUUCAGAAUUCCUGCAGAAGGCUAAGGAACGUGCAAGUGCAGUUCGAGCUCCUGAGAUCAUCUCCGCCUCCACCUCUACCACUCUCCCUGUACCUCCCCCUAGAUCCAGCAUCAAGGCAAGAGUUGUCGACAUGCAGGAUCGUGAACCUUCUACGAUGCCUGGAUCCCUGCCAGAUAUUCCCAGCAACAGCAGCAACAGCAGC
Messenger RNA from Serpula lacrymans var. lacrymans S7.9, 395 nucleotides. RefSeq lists its product as uncharacterized. Lineage: Eukaryota; Fungi; Basidiomycota; Agaricomycetes; Boletales; Serpulaceae. The record is from RefSeq and is a predicted model, not a curated record. The transcript has a single exon. The annotation marks the transcript as partial.